CUCUGGGAAGGCAGCUUCCCCAACCCAAGAUCACACUCCAACGGAACGAGAUACGGUGGAGGAAGGGGAGCAGUGGAGGCCACUGAGGUCACUGAGGUGGUCCAGCUACCCGUCCCAAUGAGACGAGCGCAGCAGAUACUGAAAUUUGGCUGCAACCACUCGGGAGAAUCCGACGAAGAAGACGAGGCUGUAGAGUAGAGUGCAGAGGGAUAAGAACUCCGGAACGUGCGGAACAACCCAAGCUGGACAGAGCAUUGAGUCAACAACCAGAAGGACAGAGAGAGAGUUCUCAGUUUCAUUUUUCAGUUAUUUUUUGUUUUUUUAUUAUUUUUGUUUGGUUUUAAUUGAGCAAUCAACGUUUUUUACGUAUUUGCGCUUUCGGUUGCCGCGGAUCGUUUACACUACGUUGCGCUUCUUACCGUGCCCGGACUAAGCAAACUUUCCUGAGCAGCUUCCUUUGCUAAUGACCGUGGCGCCAGCCAGCAGGACCGCGUGGUGUUAAACCGUUUUCUCUCGUCUUGCAAACUGGCCACACUUGUUUGAGGAAUUAAUUUGCGUGGCGAAUCCCGCACGGGCACGGCACGGAGGACAACAGCGCGGAAAGACUCAACCAUCAGCAUUGACAUUGGCUCGGCCGUACGAAAGCUCGUGUGUAAUCGCUUGACUCGACACGUGACAACGACCCCGUUAAAUGGUGAGCCGGCUUAGUUUUAAGACGAAGCUUAGCGUUUCGUUUUCGGGCCCAGUACUGAACGAUGAGCCACGUGGGGCCACCACAUAUGGACGCCAGGAAACUAGUGCUAGCGAGGACGAAAGGGGGCGUCUGAGUGAACUGUGAGAGAAGUGGUUGGAAGAGAGAUACAGAAGUGCUUCUUAAACUCAGUGUGGUGCUAAGAUAUGAACGAUUUCGGGAGAAGGGACUAGUGGAAGUGAUCUUUUGUGGGUAAAGGAAUAGAGAAGGUUCAAAGAAGAAGGAUUUCGCGUGGGGAAAGGAUCUUCGUUAUUGAGAGUGAAAGGAGUUGGGAAUUAUCGCGAAGCAUAAAGUAAUUAUAAUUUUAAUCACCCCUUUUCGAAAGAAUAUUAUGCCAAAGUGUUGGAAAAGAAAACCGACGGGCUAUGUUUGUGAUGCUGUCAGUUCGCACAACAGCCACCGUUCGUGAACGGCCAGCCGAGACGGUCAAGAAGGCAAUCAACAUAAACCAGCUCUUCAAGAACAUCAACAGCCGAAAGACGCCCAAGUGUCUGCGGCGGAAGCAACCGAAGAAAGCCUCCGGUUCCGACGCGACCUUGAACAACGCGAAAUCGCUUGACCGCCGUAACAGCAACGGCAAGGGCGCCAGCGAAAGUGACAGCAGCAGUAGCAGUAGCAGCAGCAGCAGUAGCAGUAGUAACAGCAGCGACCAGAAGAACCAACAGCGAGACAAGAACAGCUAUCAAAGGCACCGUCAACCGAAGCCAACCGAUAAACCGUUGAUCCAGAUCGUCACACCGACGGCCACGACUACGAUUGCGGGCCCAACCAGCACACAGCAUCCGUUGGGCCGGCUUGUGAAAAUUCCGGAAGAAGAUCCGCGAAAGCUCAGCACUACCGAGUCGGUGUCUUCGACGGAGAAGCAGGACAACCAGAGCGGUACGAACCAACCGAACCAACGGCCAGAACAGUGGCAACAGCAGCAACAAAACCAAACACAGCUAGAAUCACAAGAGGAGCAACAACCAAAGACCAAGUUUCUUCUGCCAGAGUUGAACAACUUCCGGAAACCACCGACUGUGCAGGUACCAGUGGCAACCAUUCUGAACGACCUUAGCCCCGUGCCUGCGCCAGCAAAAGUCACGAAUAAAAUCUCCAACUCGAACCCUAUGAGUCCUAUGAACCCCGCCGGGCUACAAAGUAACUCGCCGGACGUUAAGGCCAUGCGGUACUACAGAUUGUGGAUCUACACGUGCAACGCUGUGCUCUUGAUGGCGGUAAUUGUAUUCUGUGGCGUUGCGGGCAAAAUUCUACUCUCCGACUACAAGCGACUGCUGGUGAACGGGCUCAGCCUGACGCAACCGAGCUUCAUCUACGCGUACCUAGCGCUGCUGGUGCAAUCAGGUUUCUUACAACUGAUAGGGUGUCUUGGUGCCUUACGACUAUCGGAGAAAUUGUUAAACGCUUACUGGUUGCUUUUACUCGUAUUGUUAAUAGGGGACGCAAUGUUGGGCAUUUUUUGGAUGUUCAAAUUCGACAAGGUGAUGCAAGAGCUGCAGCCCAUGCUGAGAUCUCGUCUAGUCCAUGAAUAUGGAAAUUCAAUCGAAUUAACAGAUCUCUGGGAUCGGCUGCAAAACGAGGGACGAUGCUGUGGCGUAUCUGGACCACAAGAUUUUCCGAUGCACGUGAACCGAACCUACCCGGACUCGUGCUGCGCCGCGGACAUUGCCGAGCAGUUCAGCAUAUCGAGGAGGCCGCUCGCGUCCGCCGUCGUGUUCCGCAGCGACCUGGUGGACGACCUGGUGCUGGACGACGUGACGGCCGGUCGCAACUUUAGUGAUAUCAGCGACGCGUGGAGUCUCAUCACGGCGCCGAGUAGCACGAGCAGCGUUAGCAGCAGCAUUAGUAGCAGUAGUGCUGGUAGUACCAGCAGCGCCCUCGGAGGAGCGGGGAGUAGUAGCCUAAGUUCCGGUAUCAGUAAUAGCGUUAGUGGUAGCGGUAACAGUGGAGGGCUGAGGAGUAGCAGCGCCAGUGUCAGCAGCAGCAGCACGGUCAGCGGGGGUGACAGCGGAAACGUCAGGACGGUCACCACGUGUCGGGCGGUGUACCCACAGGGUUGCGCCGACCGGAUCGCGUCCUGGCUGCGCCACACCGCGGACAUUCUGUUCGUGCUGGGCUACUGCGUGAUCGCGUUCCUGAAGCUGAGCUUCCUCGGCAUCCUGCGGUACGAGAUCAAGGAGAUGAUCCAGAAGAUCAAGCUGCUGCAAACCGAAAUGGCCGGCUCGAUCCUGAACGGCGUCGAGUGCGACCAGUCCCAGAUGCAGCAGUUUACCUUGUUGCAGCAAGUGACGAGCACGUCCGUCAACGGUGGAAUCCACGCGGAACCCAAGGUCGGCAACCGGGACCGCGAACGGACGCGGAUAGAGGCCGCCGAAAGUGAGCGGGAAUCGCUGCUGAACACCACCCAGCAGGACGCCACCCCGAAGGUCCUGAAGCACAAACAGCUGUACACGUGCAUCAACGAGCAGCAGCAUCCUUGCGGGGGUGGGGGAACGGGGAGUGGUGGGCUGGGGGUGGGGGCGGCAGGGGGCUGCGAGUCGGACACCAACUCGAACUGUGCCCUGCUGGUGGAGGAAAGCAACGCGGCGAUGAUGGCUUCCAGCGGGGCGGGGGCGGCGACCAAGACAAUAAACGGCAACAACAACUACGAACUGAGCGAGUUCGACGACAAGGCGCACACCUACAGGCUCCUCAACGCACCGACGGUGACCCGGAUCUGACUACGGUAUUAUCUCGAGCAACUUUUUGGCGAUCGCUGGCGGAAAGCGAGGCCAAACAGCGCCCCGCGGACCCGCUCCGAGGACCACCCUAGCGGGAGCGUUCCGGGUGGGGGAGGAGGAGGCGGCGGAAGUAGCUACACCUGCCAACAACAACAACAACAACAACAGCUACAGCAGCCACCGCCGCAGCAGCAACAGCAGCAAAAGUUACCGCAGCAACGACAUGUUCUGCAGCACCAGGACAGUGUGUGUAGUAGUGGGCGUGAAGGGGGAA
Molecule: messenger RNA, 3745 nt
Organism: Culex pipiens pallens (northern house mosquito)
Lineage: Eukaryota; Metazoa; Arthropoda; Insecta; Diptera; Culicidae
Exons: 10
Coding region: 1117-3471 (784 amino acids)
Cellular component (GO): membrane
Source: RefSeq, a predicted model, not a curated record